Phalaenopsis equestris is the source of this 1817-nucleotide messenger RNA. RefSeq names its product protein DETOXIFICATION 48-like. The record is from RefSeq and is a predicted model, not a curated record. NCBI's taxonomy places the organism in Eukaryota, Viridiplantae, Streptophyta, Magnoliopsida, Asparagales, Orchidaceae. Gene Ontology annotation, biological process: xenobiotic detoxification by transmembrane export across the plasma membrane. The coding region runs from base 168 to 1760 and encodes 530 amino acids. Gene Ontology annotation, cellular component: membrane. The transcript has 2 exons. Gene Ontology annotation, molecular function: antiporter activity; xenobiotic transmembrane transporter activity.
CUCUAUUCAAACCAAAUUAAUCAACCAAAAUCAUCUUCUAAACUCCCCCCAUUCUCCAAAUAUCAAACAAUUCAUAUAAAAACCCCAUUUUUAUUUUCUACCACAUCAAAAUCCAACCUUUCCGUUCUUCCUCCUCCUCGAUCGUACAUCUACUGAAUUAUCAACAUAUGUUAAACUCUACUCCUCCUCUCCACGCCGACCACGACGACCUCCACCGACCUCCUUCCUCCUCCGAGAUAUUCUCAGAAAUGGGCGCCAUAAGCAAACUCUGCUUCCCCACCGCCAUCACCGGUCUGGUUCUCUACUCCCGAGCAAUGAUCUCCAUGCUCUUCCUCGGCUACCUCGGAGACCUUCAACUCGCCGGCGGCUCUCUCUCCAUUGGCUUCACUAACAUAACCGGCUACUCCGUCCUCUCCGGCCUCGCCAUGGGUAUGGAACCCAUUUGCGGCCAAGCUUUUGGGGCUCGCCGCCGCCAUCUCCUCAGCCUCACUCUCCAUCGCACCAUCCUCCUCCUCCUCGCAGCCUCCCUCCCAAUCUCCUUUCUCUGGCUCAACAUCCGCCCCAUCCUCCUCUGGUUAAAUCAAGACGACUCCAUCUCCACCAUCGCCUCCACCUUUGCCACCGCCGCCAUUCCCGACCUCAUCUUCCUCUCCUUCUUACACCCUCUCAGGAUCUACCUCCGUUCACAGAACCUCACUCUCCCCGUCGCCGCCUGCUCCGCCGCCUCCCUCGCCGCCCACAUCCCCCUCAACUACCUCCUCGUCGUCCGCCUCCGUAUGGGAGUCGCCGGAGUAGCUAUCGCCAUGUACUUAACUAAUCUCAACACCGUCAUCUCCCUACUCCUGUUCAUCUUCUUCUUCCCGGGCCCCCAUCGCGCCGCUUGGGUCAAGCCCGGUCCAGAUGCAUUCCGCGGUUGGGCCGGCCUGCUCCGCCUCUCUCUCCCAACUUGCGCUUCCGUCUGCUUGGAAUGGUGGUGGUACGAGCUCAUGAUUCUUCUAUGCGGCCUUUUAUCUCGCCCGCAGGCUGCCGUCGCUUCCAUGGGAAUCCUGAUCCAAACCACUUCUCUCGUUUACGUCUUCCCGUCCGCUCUCAGUCUCGCCGUAUCGACCCGCGUAGGGAACGAGCUGGGGGCCGGCCGGCCCAGGAAGGCCCGCAUAGCGGCAUCGGUGGCCAUUUGCUACGCAUUCGUUCUUGGGCUUGCGGCGAUGGGCUUCACGUCGGCGGUGAGGAACCGGUGGGGAAAAAUGUUCACAAGAGACAGAGAGAUUCUGGAGUUGACGGCGGCGGCUCUGCCGAUCGCCGGAUUAUGUGAGUUGGGGAACUGCCCGCAGACGACGGGGUGUGGGGUUUUGAGGGGAAGCGCGAGGCCCACCACCGGAGCUAAUAUUAACUUCGGGUCGUUUUAUCUGGUGGGGACCCCGGUGGCGGUUUUAAUGGGUUUUGUGGUCGGGCUCGGGUUUAUCGGGUUGUGGGUUGGGCUGUUGGCGGCCCAAGCCACGUGUGCCGCGCUUAUGGGUUGGGUGUUGGUGCGGAUGGAUUGGGUUGCGGAGGUGGCGAGGGCGGGGGAAUUGACGAAAUUACCCUCAACAGCCCUGCAGAAAAUUCAGGAGAGGAAUAAAGGGAAGGAUGAUAUGGACGGUGAGGAUGAGAUGUUGGAGAAUAUGGACGAUGGGGAACAUAAGGGAGAAGCAGCUUUGUUGAUUUCGGAGAUGGAUGCUCUGGUUAUUCCUCACGCUGCGAACGGGCUGCUGCAAGUAUAAAUUCUUUUCUUUUUUUGGCUUUUUUUUUCCUUUUUUUUUUACAUAUCAACCCUCCAA